AUGCUGUGUUUGCAGAUGAAGUCCUGUGGAACGAUCCUGUUUAAAGUCAUUCCUGAUGCAGCGCAGAGCAGCGGGAACAGCCAGAAGACGGUGUUCAUGAAGGCGAUGGUGGACUACUGCCCCCUGCUGGACACCUGCAGCCCCUGCCCCCCUGCAGGCAUGAUGUUCAGCAGAGGAGAGCUGCUGCAGGUCGUGGAUCAGAGCGACGCCAGGUGGUGGCAGGCUAGGAAGAUAAUCUCCUCCCCCAUGAAGAUAAGCUCCUCCCCCUCUUCUUCCUCCACCUGCGCUGGGAUCAUCCCCUCCGCUAGCAUGCUCCGGAGUAAGCAGAGGGAGAAUUGGUGGUCUCAGCCCCUUCAGGUUCACACCUGCAUCAAACCCCUGACCGUGGGAGGAAACGCUGAUAACAUUCAAACACCUGCUGAUGAAAACUGUCCGGCAACAGACGAGGCGGACUCUGAAGUCACCGAUGGGAUUUACCUCGCUGGUUUCCGGCGUAGUUUCCGUCUGUGGAGGCGCACGUCAUACAGAAGGAGGCGUCAGUCCUGCAGCUCCUGCUCCCCCGACACCAGCACCCUCUGCCCCCCCUACGAGGAGGUGGCUCUGUACCAGCGCCCCCCCCAGGAGAACCACCGCCUCAUCAUCCUGCUCGGUGCGACCCGGGUUGGAGUGAAUGAACUGAGGAAGAAUCUGAUCAAACUGAACCCGUCCAGCUUCCAGAGUCCCGUCCCUCACACCACUCGUCCAAUGAGAGCGGGAGAGCAAACAGGAAGAGAAUAUCACUUCAUCACCAGAGAGCUGUUCGAGUACAUGGUCUGUAACCACAGGUUUGUAGAGUACGGAGAGUUUAAAGGUCAGCUCUACGGGACGAGCACCGACUCCAUCGACGAUGUCCUGAGACGAGGACGGAUGUGCAUCAUCGACGUGGAACCACACAGCAUCCAGCCGCUGCGCUCAAAGAAGUUGAAGCCGUUCGUGAUCUUCAUCAAACCUCCGGCCGCCGACCGGCUCAGAGAAACUCGGAGAAACGCCCGAAUCCUGUUGAGCUGCAGAGAGACACGAGAGUUCAGGGAGGAGGACUUUGUGAAUCUGGAGGAAACGUCCCGUCUGAUCGAAGAAAAAUACAAACAGUUCUUCGACUUCACGCUGGAGAACAACGAGCUGCAAGAAUCCUGCAGGAAACUCUACUCCAUCAUAAAGGAGGCGCAGGAGGAGGAGCAGUGGAUACCAGUCAGCUGGAGCAGAGAGGAGGAGUGAGGAAGAGGAAAUGAUUGUAAUAUUUUGAUGUUUAUGACACAUCAUAUUUAUAUAACGCUUGUUCCGGUGCUCAGAGAAGCUUCAAACAAAUCUGAAAGCAAAAAGAUAAGUUGCAUUAUUUGGGGCAAAACAUACAUUUUUAGAUUUUUAAGAUGUGUUCAUUUUGAAACAAUAAUAUUUGGGGGGAAAUGUGUAAUAUUCAGAUUUGAAUAUGUGGUUACAUCUGAAGAAUAGCAGUUGUCAUAUUUGUAGGGAACAUUGUAAUAAUUGGAAAAGAUGAGUUGUGAUGUUUUGAUCUAAAAAGAAAAGUAUUUAAAUGAAAAAAGUCGUUAUAUUUGUGGGAAAAAUGGGAAUACGGGUUUAUCUAGAAAAGUAAACAUGUAUGAGUGUGUUUUAUGUAUUCAAAUGUAUUUUUGUA
Gymnodraco acuticeps is the source of this 1672-nucleotide messenger RNA. Its product is annotated as MAGUK p55 subfamily member 4-like. The transcript has 12 exons. The coding region runs from base 1 to 1254 and encodes 417 amino acids. Lineage: Eukaryota; Metazoa; Chordata; Actinopteri; Perciformes; Bathydraconidae. Gene Ontology annotation, cellular component: adherens junction; plasma membrane. Gene Ontology annotation, molecular function: protein binding. The record is from RefSeq and is a predicted model, not a curated record.